Molecule: messenger RNA, 2600 nt
Organism: Eurypyga helias (sunbittern)
Lineage: Eukaryota; Metazoa; Chordata; Aves; Eurypygiformes; Eurypygidae
Product: UDP-glucose:glycoprotein glucosyltransferase 2-like
Exons: 22
Cellular component (GO): endoplasmic reticulum
Molecular function (GO): UDP-glucose:glycoprotein glucosyltransferase activity
Source: RefSeq, a predicted model, not a curated record
UUUAUUGCAGAAGAUGGUAAUGAGAAGUUUUGGCAGUUCUUGGAAACUGUACGAGAGCUAACAGUUUAUAAGCAAGGAGAUUCAGAGUAUUCCUAUUACAAUUUAAUCUUGAAGAAAGCAGGACAAUUUUUGUCCAAUUUGCAAAUCAAUCUGUUGAAGUUUGCGCUUUCCAUACGGGCAUAUUCUCCAACUGUUCAGAUGUUUCAGCAGAUUGCAGCUGAUGAACCUCCACCAGAAGGCUGCAGUGCGUUUGUGGUUAUCCAUGGGAAGCACACCUGUAAGACUAAUGAAAUAAAGAAGCUGCUGAAGAAGGCUACUAAGAGACCCAGGCCAUAUCUUUUUAAGGGAGAUCAUAAAUUCCCAACUCUGAAAGAGGACGUCCCAGUGGUUGUUCUUUAUGCAGAAAUGGGAACGAAAGACUUUGUCAAAUUCCACAAGGUUUUAUCUGACAAGGCACAAAAGGAGGAGAUUGUUUAUGUUCUCCGGCAUUACGUUCAGAAACCAAGUUCCAGAAAAAUGUAUUUAUCUGGAUAUGGUGUAGAACUUGCAAUAAAGAGCACAGAAUAUAAAGCAGUAGAUGACACACAGGUUAAAGGAGUAAAUGAUACAAAGGAGGAGGAAGAUGAGGAGGAUGAAAGUGAUGUCCAAGGAUUUCUCUUUGGCAAAUUAAAACAGAUGCAUCCUGACCUGAAAAAUAAUCUGAAUGAGUUUAAAAAACAUCUAAUUGAAACUAGUAACAUCAUGGAACCACUGAAGGUUUGGGAACUACAGGAUCUUAGUUUUCAAGCAGCUGCUCAAAUUAUGUCUGCCCCUGUUUACGAUGCCUUAAAAGUAAUGAAAGACCUAGCUCAGAACUUCCCAAUAAGAGCCAGAUCACUGACGAGAGUGCCUGUAGACAAGAAAAUGCGAAAUGAAAUAGAAGAAAAUCAGAAGCAUUUUCAUGAAAUACUUGGAAUCCAACCUGGAGAAGCACGUUUAUUUCUAAAUGGCCUUCAUAUUGACCUGGAUUUUCAUGAUCCUUUUAGUAUCUUAGAAACUCUUAAACUGGAAGGAAAAGUGAUGCAUGGCCUUCAUGAACUUGGAAUCAAAGAGGAGGUACUGAGUAAAUUGAUGAGGUUGCAUAUACAUCCUACAGAUGACAAUUAUGCACUAGAUAUUCGUCACUCUUCGAUAAUAUGGGUUAAUAAUGUAGAACAAGAUCAUAGCUAUAGCAUAUGGCCUGCAAGCUAUCAGGAACUGCUAAAACCUGCCUUUCCUGGAGUUAUACAGCAGAUCAGACGCAAUUUAUAUAACUUGGUACUAUUUGUUGAUCCUCUUCAAGAAGAUACAGGUGAUUAUAUGAAACUGGCAGAAUUAUUCUAUCAUCAUGAUGUACCGCUUAGAAUUGGAUUUGUUUUCAUUUUAAGUACAAAAGAAGAAGUUGAUGGAAAUGAGGAUGCUGGAAUAGCUCUUUGGAGAACUUUUAAUUACAUUGCAGAGGAAUCUGACAUCUCUCAAGCCUUUACCUCGAUAAUUAAUAUGUACCAUGAAGUGAAAGAUGGAAAUGUUCUAACAGUAGAUCAUGUGAAAGAUGUUCUUAGAAGCGAAUACCCGCACGCUGAUGUUCAGAGUAUCCUAGAUGUUCGUUCUGAAUACGAUGAAGGGAGGAAGGCAGGAGCAACAUUUUAUAAAAAGACUGGCCUGGGUCCAUUGCCUCAAGCUCUGUUUAAUGGCGUGCCCUUUAACAGAGAAGAGAUGGAUGCUGCAGAGUUAGAGACAGUUAUUCUUCAGAGGAUUAUUGAUGCCACCGGGUUCUUCCAGAGGGCAGUGUUCAUGGGUUUGUUAAAUGAUCAUAUAAAUGCAGUGGAUUUUCUUAUGGAUCAGCACAAUGUAGUUUCCCGUAUGAACCCCACUAUUCUUGGAUCAGGAAGAAGAUAUAUACAUUUCAGACCCACAUCCGUUCCAUUUGAAGUGGAAGACUUCUCUACUUUCUCCUUCUUGGACUCACAAGAUAAAAGUGCUGUAAUUUCAGACAACAUGAAGUAUUUAACAAAAAAGGCUGAAGAUGCGUUAUAUGCUGUUACUGUCUGGAUUAUCGCUGAUUUCGAUAAGCCAGCCGGGCGACGACUGCUUUCUAAUGCCUUGAAACACCUGAAAACAAGCAGUCAUACCCGAGUUGGGAUUUUGAACAACCCUUCAUCAAAAAUAAAGGAAGAGAACACAGCCAUUGCAAGAGGAAUUUUGACUGCUUUUCUAACCCAAAACAACAGCAAUUUAAAAAGUUUUCUCAGUAAACUCAUUAAGGAAGAGACAGCAAAAUCCCUUGCUGCUGGAACUAAAAUUGCUAAAUUUGUCAUCCCAGGAAUGGAUGACAGUACUUUUGAGAAGAAGUACAACACUUUAGGACUGGAUUUAAUUAAAACCCACCAGAUGUUCUGCCAGGAGGUUCUUAAGCUGCUCCCUGGGCAAAUGGCUGUUGUGAGCAACGGCAGGAUACUGGGUCCCUUAGAUGAAAAUGAAUUCUAUGCAGAAGACUUUAAUUUGUUGGAAAAAAUCACAUACAGUACCUCAGCAGAGAAGAUUAAAGCUAUUGUCAAAGAGAUGGGAAACAGUAGUAAAAG